Messenger RNA from Colossoma macropomum (tambaqui), 2944 nucleotides. RefSeq lists its product as uncharacterized. Bases 95 to 1225 code for a protein of 376 amino acids. Gene Ontology annotation, cellular component: external side of plasma membrane. The transcript is spliced from 7 exons. Gene Ontology annotation, biological process: negative regulation of T cell proliferation; immune response; cell surface receptor signaling pathway. NCBI's taxonomy places the organism in Eukaryota, Metazoa, Chordata, Actinopteri, Characiformes, Serrasalmidae. The record is from RefSeq and is a predicted model, not a curated record.
CGCCGAGCGAUUGACAGCUGCCCCCUUUGCCCUGUCCACCUCUAGAGUCUGAGAAGUGAAGUUGUUUCAUACAGAAUUCCUCUCAGACGUGAAGAUGGGGUUAAUUAUUUGUCUUUUUCUGUCAGAAGUUCUUUUCAUCUGUGCCGGGCUCCAUGUGCUCGGCCCCUCUGGUCCAUUGAUUGUGGAGCUGGGGGGCUCAGUGAUGCUGCCGUGUUACGUUGAAGCCCCCAUACCGCUGGAAGAGCUGGAAGUGGAGUGGAAGAGAACAGACUCUGAAACUUUAGUACAUUUAUUCCAAGAUGGAGAGAGUAAACCAGAUGCUCAUGAUCAGGCUUACAGUGGAAGAGCCAGUUUCUUUACUGAGGAGGUCAAGCGUGGAAACUUCUCUCUCCUCCUCACAGAUCUGACCACUAAAGAUGCAGGAGUUUACAACUGUACCGUUUACAGACAACAGGAUACUGGUCAAGCAUCAGUUGAAAUUGAGUAUUUGAUUGUGACUGGACGUCAUGCUGUAUCUGCGUAUGCGCAUGAAGACAUCACUCUGAGUUGCUCUGUAGACUCCCUUAUUCCACCUAAACAACUUGAAGAUGUCUCAUGGAAGAAAGUGGAUCAAGGCAUUACAGUGCUGGUCUUCCAAAACGGUGUGAUCCAGACAGAUUUUACCCACGAGAGAUUCAGAGACAGAGUCGAGUCCUUUGGCCCUGAAGAAAUCCACAAAGGAAACUUCUCACUCAGAAUAAAGACUCUCCGAAUGGAGGACAAAGGCCUGUAUAGAUGUGAAGUGCUGUCUGGGGAGUUUUCAGCUCACACAACUGUGGAAAUACUACCUUUGGGUUUUUCCCACAUGCACAAUAUGAUUCUGUUCCUCUGUAUCUUUACUUGUUUGUGUGGAUCUGUACUUUUUCUUGGCUCCAUUUCAGACACUUUUUAUAAAGAGCCCGGCAGUUGCACAGUAAUCGUACAGCAUGUUCUUGUCUUUGGUCCAAACAUUCUUAUGUUUGUGGCCUUCAUCCUUUGGGGUGUGCUUAAUGGAUUUAUCAGUGAGGCUGCCACUUGUUCAACUAUUAAUCUUCUAAGGAGUCUUUGCCUACUUGCAUUUUCUCCAUACUUUAAACGUUUUCAUGAUGAGAGAUCACAAAGACUCCAAAGAUUCCUUGCAGUGUCACUUAUGCCACUGGAAUGGGCUGUGUUGUCUAUAAUUGCUGCUGUAGGUAAGUACCCAUGAUUGUUACAUAUUAACACAAGAUGACAUUUGUGAAUACAUACAUACAUAAACAACUGGCGAAACAAAUGAAUGUCACUAUUCCACGGUCAUUAAAUAUAAUUUUUCAUACAUGUGUGAAUGUAUCUAGAGAAAAAUCACUAAUAAUGUUUUCAGCUCAUUUGGUAGUCUACUGAUCCUCUCCAGUGACAGUGCUGCUGAUGUAGACAGCUUCCUCUUUGUACUUUAAUGCUCGUGCCCUCUUUAGGAAAAUCAUCACUUCUGUGUAGAAAAGAGGAGCAUUUGCAGUUAAAUGGAUAUUAUUUCUUAAUAGUUUGGAAUCCAACUGUAAACUAUAUGCUACAUUAAUAACCUUUAUUAUACACAAUAAUAACUUACAGAAAUUCCAGUUCUAUAAAAGUUGUGACACUUCGUAAAAUGGAAAUAAAAGCAGAAAGCAGUGAUCUGAAAAUCCUUUUGACCCGUAUUCAAUUGAAAACAGCACAAAGACAUGAUAUUUAAUGUUUCAACUAAUUAACCUUAAUUUUGUGUAUAUACACUUGUUCUAAGUAUCUUUUAUUUCAUGUUUCUAGUUCAGCCUUUGUUUGAGCAUGCUGCUUUCAGCAUUUCCUUUGUUUACUGUUUUUCGCGCCUUUUUAUUUCCCGUUCCUUGAAAUGUUUUACCCAUUGUCACCUGUGCUUCCCAGUGGCUCAGCGGUAACUCGAAGGACCGCAGAUCAGUACAUCGUGGUUCGAGCCUGGCUUUGGGUCACCCCCACGUGCCAAAUUCAUAUUCCAUUUCCUCAAUAAAUUUAUUUAACACCCUUUCUCACAGGUUUUCAUCUUUGCACUUGGGUCCGCCUCCCUGCCGUCCUGUAACAAUCCCCUUUGCUUUUAACAGUGUUUUGUAAUCGUUUGGGAGCUGAGGACACCAUUUGUUGUAGUUUGGCCAGUCUUGCUUGAUAUAACACAUCAGCUUCUUAACAGUCAGGGGUCUCUGUUGUCUUAUAUUGCAUUUCAUAUUGUAUCUCAUGAUUUAAUGGGACACAGGUUUGAACUGCAGGCAGGCCAGUCUAGGACCUGCACUCUGUUACUGUGAAGCCACACUGUUGUAACACAUGCAGCAUGUGGUUUGGCAUUGUCUUGCUGAAACAAGCAGAGACAUCCCUGAAAUAAAUAAUACACUGUAAUUAUCUAUUUAACUUUUUUGUCAAGUUACAGUGAGGUCCAUAAAUAUUUGGAUAUUGACAAAGUUAUUGUUAUUGUUCCACAGCAUAUUGGAGUUCAAAUUAAAUAAUAAAUUAGAGCAUUUUGAGCUUUAUAUACUUUUAAGGGUAUUUAUAUCCAAAUCAGAAAAAUGAUGUAGGCAUUAAAAUCAUUUUCAUACAUAACCUCCCCUCCCCCUUUUUUUCAUAAGCAAAAAUUAAAUUGUUAUUAUGCAAGUCAUUUGCAGUCAGCAGUUGCCUGAAGUUAGGAACCCAUAGACAUCACCAGAAGCUGGAGUUCUUCCCUGGUGAUGCUCUGCCAGGCCUUCAGUUCCUGCUUGUUAUUAGGGUGAUUUACCUUCACUUCUACAUUCAAACCAAAUUGCUUAUCUGUAAUACGUUCCAAAAAAGUAAAGACUGGAGCAUGUUUACCACUGUUCACCUUUCCUUUUAAGAACACUUAAAGGCCCAUAUCAGGGAAAAACUGUCCUCGCUUUUUUGAAAUAAAAUAAAGUGUACAGCCCUGUUUCCAAAAAAG